Molecule: messenger RNA, 843 nt
Organism: Lobosporangium transversale
Lineage: Eukaryota; Fungi; Mortierellomycota; Mortierellomycetes; Mortierellales; Mortierellaceae
Product: transcription regulator HTH, apses-type DNA-binding domain-containing protein
Exons: 3
Coding region: 1-843 (280 amino acids)
Biological process (GO): positive regulation of transcription by RNA polymerase II
Cellular component (GO): nucleus
Molecular function (GO): DNA-binding transcription factor activity; sequence-specific DNA binding
Source: RefSeq, a predicted model, not a curated record
AUGCACGGUGGUGGUCUUGUCGGUCAUCCAUAUGGGCACUCACACGACAACCUUGCUGCACUUACACCACCGCCUUCAGCACCUGUUCCUCAGCACGAUCUCCCACCACUGCGUACAAGGCUCACGAUCACAGUUUGGGAGGAUGAACACACGUCUUGUUUCCAGGUUGAUGUUAAGGGUGUUUGUGUAGCCCGACGGGAGGAUAAUGAUAUGGUUAAUGGAACCAAACUUCUUAAUGUCGUGGGUAUGUCCCGUGGCAAGAGAGAUGGUAUUCUGAAAAAUGAGAAAGGACGGGUGGUAGUAAAAGUUGGCGCCAUGCAUCUCAAGGGAGUCUGGAUUCCACUCGACAGAGCUGUGCACCACGCGAAGGCUCACAACAUUGAAGAAAGCCUUUAUCCUCUUUUGGUAGACAAUCCAAGAGCUUUUCUAUAUCAGCAUCCACAUGCCAUCGCUGUCUCGUCAGGUACAUACAUAAAUCGAUAUGCACAAAGAAAAAAAAAAAAAAAAAAAAACAAAAAAAAACAAAAAAAGCUUCUCGUCAAACACUUACUAAUCUUUCAUCUAUUUAUUUGUUGUGUUACAUUUGUUCCUAUUAUAGACAUGAGAUGGACUCCUCAGUCGCAAUUGCAUAAUUCAUAUCAUGAUGCAGAUGGUUCUCCAAAAGGAAGACAUGAUAUGCACCCCAACCAUCACUUUAAUCAAGGGGUCCAUGAUAGCUACUACUCCCAUCAACAUCAUAUCUUUCGUGGUCAUGGCGUGAAUAGUCCGCAUGGCUCCCCACAUGGUAGCAAUGGCUCGGUUUCUGGAGGUAGUGGGUCAAGAUAUUAUUAUGGACAUUAUUAA